AUUCUGUGCUGUGUUACCUUGUAAAAGUGUUGGACCGUUGGGAUAUUGUUGACUGGUUGAUCUCGGAGGAUGUAGUUCAGGAAAGAAAAAAAGAAUGGAAAAGAAAAGGAAAAAUAAUAAAGGAAGACAAGAAGGAAAACCGAGAGAGUAAUGAGCACAUCAUGAUGAAUGAAGUUCAAUUUCAGGAUUACUCCUUCAUGGGAUUAUAUAUUAUAAUUGAUGGAACUCUUGCUCAUCUGGUCUCUACGCGGCAGAUGUGUUGGGCUGGUGUCAUUGGCAAUACCGUUGGACCACUUCGGCGCGUUCUUUCAAGUUGACGCCGAGAGCAUGGCCAACAACGGUGGCAGACAUAAAGAAACGGCUGAUCAAAGGAACCGCUGGAGCGGUUCAACCUGCAGAGUGCCAUCAUCGGUUAUAAGUUUACCUAUGGUCAGGCUAAGGUAAGUAGAGGUCGUACCAGUUGCAGAGGCUUCAAAUAGAUAAAGAAUUACCUAGAUAGUUUCAGGUGUAAGUCCGGGUGAUCAUGGUGAUGUGAUUCCAAGCAACUCUUCCGUCCGCGUCGGCCAAGUCAGAGCGUCAGGAGACGGACACAUGAUUGGCUGCGCCACACAUGACCAACACUGUCCUUUCACCAGGAGCCAGGUCAACGCACGCUCUGGUGAUAACGCUUACAUUAACAUGAACAUAUCUAAGUUUCAAUUAAACACUCAAUCUCCA
Chaetomium strumarium is the source of this 717-nucleotide messenger RNA. RefSeq lists its product as uncharacterized. Lineage: Eukaryota; Fungi; Ascomycota; Sordariomycetes; Sordariales; Chaetomiaceae. The record is from RefSeq and is a predicted model, not a curated record. The transcript has a single exon. The coding region runs from base 220 to 444 and encodes 74 amino acids.